Molecule: messenger RNA, 715 nt
Organism: Ciona intestinalis (vase tunicate)
Lineage: Eukaryota; Metazoa; Chordata; Ascidiacea; Phlebobranchia; Cionidae
Product: dynein light chain Tctex-type 5-like
Biological process (GO): microtubule-based movement
Cellular component (GO): cytoplasmic dynein complex; cytoplasm
Molecular function (GO): dynein intermediate chain binding
Source: RefSeq, a predicted model, not a curated record
CCCAAUUCUAAAAUCAUAUCUUUUUAAGGUAUUUGUUUCAUUACUGAAAGAUACAAAAUGAGCAAAGCUAGAAAGGUGAAGCUUGAAAAAUCGAAGGGCAAACUGCUUGUGCCCUCCGAUAAUUCGCCAAUGGACGAUGUAGCCAUUGAGGAAUUAAGAUCUCAACAAGCAGCCAGCGAAGCGUCAUUUUCGAUUCAUCCGAAAAAGGUGCAGUACGAAAAUACGUACAGGAUGGAUCCAGAGGAUAGAUUUAAGCCGUACGAGAUUGAAGGAACUGCUAUGAACAUAUUAAAAAGUCAUCUUGGUGAAAGUGCUUAUGACCCAGAAAUGUGCCGCAAUGAAUCUCUUGCCAUCGCGGCCAAAAUAUCCGAAGCUCUCAAAGCGAAAAACUACAAGCGAUACAAGCACGUUGUGGUGGUCAGUAUUGGUAGCCUGAAAGAACGUCCUGGUGUGUAUCUUGGCAGUCGCUGUUUAUGGAACGACAAGACAGACUCGUUUGCAACAGUACGAUACCAAAACACGUCGUUGUAUGCCAUUGCCAUGGUAUAUGGUCUCUACUAUGAAUAGUUGGUUUUCCAUAUGCGUGAUGUUUUUAUCUUGAAAGCCAUAUUUCCUGUAGUCGUUUACUUGUGAGCUCCUAUAUUUUUUUAUUUCUCUUUUGUAUGUCUUCAGUGUUGCAGCAUUGUUAUGUGAAAUUAAAAGAAGCACAAUUUUA